Molecule: messenger RNA, 993 nt
Organism: Entrophospora sp. SA101
Lineage: Eukaryota; Fungi; Glomeromycota; Glomeromycetes; Entrophosporales; Entrophosporaceae
Source: the annotation of a GenBank genome assembly
AUGGAAGAUGAUUCAGAUUUGCAAUCAACUGAUCCCAACUCCAAUACUGUCACUACUGCUACCACAAAUCCCAAUACAAUCGCUAAUACAUCAUCUGCAAGCAUCUUACCAUCCAAGCAUGUUGGGGAUCCUACAUCUGCUGAUAAGCCCUCCAGUAAAAAACUGAAAGCAGUUAAUAGAGAAGAUUCAUCAAAUCUGAAAAAACUUAUGAAUGAAUUAUUAUCCACUGAAAAACCUCCGCAAACCAAAACAGUUAGUGAACUUAAGCAAGUCAUCAAGAAUAGCCAAAAGCCCUUUUUCAACAAUGUUGCAGUCAAAAACCUUAAGUUGUGGAAAGUUGACAUUUCUUUUGAUGAACCAAAUGAGAAGCUGAGUGUACUUAGAGACAAGACAUGUUCUGUGAUCAAAGAACAACUAAGAGGCAUGGAGAUGCGCCCAAUUUUGAAAAUUGAUGAGUACUUUUCUGACAUACCAGAAGGAAAGCAUAUCCACAUAAUUGUUGAACACCCAUCUGUUAUUAAGAAAGAAACCAAUGACAAAAUUAAUAUAAAGGUUGAUGAGCUCAGCAAAAUGAUUCUAGAUUUAAUCAAAGAGCAACAUAAAUCCAAAGUAGCAAUAUCAAGUGUUAACUGCAGUGAUUGGGAAAGGAUUCAAGAAUCUACUGGUCUUGAUAUCAAAACAGUGAAUCUUGAUGUAGAGUAUGACACAGAGAAUAUUGUUGCUUACCAAUGGAAUGGUAGACAAGAAAGGGAACAAAAAGAUAGAUAUUUAUCUCAUCUCAGGAAUAUACUCAAAAUUUCCAGAUAUCACUUACUUGAACUUUAUGAUACAACCAAUGAUAAAAAUUUUCUUGGCAUAGUUGACAAUAUCUUGCCAAUAAGACUCUUUGAUAAAACAGAUGCCAUUAUAGUAGACAGGUGUUCUAUUUCUAACAGAAUCCCAGAACAUCAUAUCCGAAUUGUUUUUGAGUUAAGGAAGAACAUUAUUAAGUGA